This is a messenger RNA of Myxocyprinus asiaticus (Chinese sucker), 3290 nucleotides long. RefSeq names its product two pore channel protein 2-like. Gene Ontology annotation, biological process: monoatomic ion transport; transmembrane transport. Gene Ontology annotation, cellular component: lysosomal membrane. The record is from RefSeq and is a predicted model, not a curated record. The transcript has 25 exons. Gene Ontology annotation, molecular function: monoatomic ion channel activity; voltage-gated channel activity. Lineage: Eukaryota; Metazoa; Chordata; Actinopteri; Cypriniformes; Catostomidae. Bases 88 to 2370 code for a protein of 760 amino acids.
UGUAGAACGAAUGUGCAAUAUAAAAACAACUUUACCGCAGUCGUGCUUUUAAGUUUGUCUCUCGUCACUUCUGUACAGAUUGUCUGGAUGGAAGGUGAGCCGUUACUGGCGGGGAGCAUAAACCGGGGUUCAUGUGACUAUGGAUCUCACGAUAGUGGUCAACAACAUGAAGAAUCGCCAAGAUUAAGACGACUGUCCCGUCACAUUGAAGAGGAUGGAGACCUCUAUAUUCAACAGGCGGUUGUAUUUAUUGAGGAUGCAAUUCAGUAUCGAUCCAUCAAUCACAGGGUUGACUCUGGAUCCUUGCGAUUAUAUCGAUGGUAUUACUCCAGCAUAUGUCAGUGGGGUCUGGGGUUCACCAUUGCCAUUGUGCUGGCUCUGGCCUUCAUUGAGAGACCCUCCUCUCUGACCUACACCUCGGACAUACGUUUCAAACCCCAGCCCUGGCAGCCGCCAUGUGGACUGACGGAGGGUAUCGAGAUGGUCUGCCUUUGUGUCUUCAUCCUAGACGUCACAGUGAAGAGCUAUCUGAUAGGAUGGGAGGAGUUUCAGAUGAAUAAAUGGCUGAUUGGCUAUGUAAUAGUCAUUGCAGCAUCAGUUAUUGAUUGGAUGUUGAGUGUUAGCAUGAUGUGCAAUGAGAGUUUAAGAGUCAGACGACUGAUUCGCCCAUUUUUCCUCUUGCAAAACUCCUCUCUCAUGAAGAAAACUCUAAAAUGUGUCAAAAGAACUCUUCCAGAGAUAGCAAGUGUUAUCCUACUUCUUGCGCUACACCUUUGCUUAUUCACCAUGACUGGAAUGCUGAUCUUUGCUGAAUCAGAUGACCCUAAGAAGAAUGGAGAAUGGAAAACAUAUUUCAAAAACCUGCCACAGGCCUUGUCCUCUCUGCUAGUGCUGCUCACCACAGCCAACAACCCUGAUGUCAUGAUUCCAGCGUACUCUCUGAACCGCGGCUAUUCAAUAUUUUUCAUUCUCUUUAGUGUGUUUGGAACUUAUUUACUGAUGAAUUUAAUGACUGCUAUUAUUUAUAACCAGUUCAGAGGAUAUCUUUUGAUGUCAGUUCAGACAUCUAUAAUUCGGAGGCAUCUGGGUAUCCGUGCUGCUUUUGAGGUGCUGUGCUGUCCAGGACGAGGACACACCAGUAGUCAGUCUGAAGGCCAUGUGGAGCGAGUGGCAGUAAACACCUUUCUGCAGGUCAUGGGUAGAGUUCACAUGAAGUCAUAUCACAGACAAGCUAUCAUUAAGGCUGCUCAACGGUUCCCAGACGGCUUCAUCGACGGCAAGGCCUUCCAGAGGCUCUUCAGUGAGCUGGACAAGGACUUUCUCAAAGAGCAUCCGCCAAAGCCAGAGUACAUAUCUUCAGUCAUGCAGCAAAUCCAGUAUAUCUUCAGUCACUACUAUAUUACUGUGUUUGGAAAUGUUGUCACUUUGGCUAAUGUCUUGGGCAUCUGUACCAUCUUGGUUCUGGAUUCAGAGAAAUCCUCAUCAGAGAGAGAUAACUACUACAUAGAGAUCAUCAACUGUGCUUUCAUUAUCUACUAUUUAAUAGAGAUGUUACUGAAAAUAGUGGCUUUUGGUUGGAAAGGUUAUCUGUCUUAUACUAGUAAUAUAUUUGAUGGAUUCCUCACUGUUCUCCUGCUGUCCCUUCAGAUUGCCACAUUCAUCACAUACAGAAUUCCCGACUCUAAAGUGGAUCCGGUUCCACAGCAUGUGAUGUCUUUGUGGGAGAUGGUUCGAUUGGUCAACAUGUUGAUUGUUUUCCGCUUCCUCAGGAUAAUUCGAGAAAUCAAGUUGAUGGCUGUGAUGGCCAGCACUCUUGUAGACAUGGUGAAGAAUUUACGGGCAUUUGCUGGUAUUCUAUUGGUGGUAUACUAUGUGUAUGCAGUUCUUGGUAUCUGGCUUUUCCAGGGAGCUAUAACCGCCCCAACAAAUAUGAGUGAGAACUCCAGCUUGGAGAAUGUCACAGGUGCCUUUACCAUGGAUUGUGGCUCUUUCGAACAACUGGAGUACUGGCCAAACAACUUUGAUGAUUUUGCUGCCUCUUUGGUCCUGCUUUAUAACAUCAUGGUGGUGAAUAACUGGCAUGUUUUCACAGAUGCGUACACCAGAUACACUACAGAGUGGUCUUUGGUGUACUUUGUGGCUUGGUGGUUAACAUCGUCAGUCAUGUGGGUCAACUUGUUUGUGGCCCUUAUUUUGGAGAACUUCACAUAUAAAUGGGACCGCAGUAAUGCGUUGUCUGUUGGGGAAGUGGAGAGGAUCGUCUACCAAAGCACGGUGCAGCUGAUGUUCAGAGAGCAUGUCCAAGAGCCGACAGAAGAAGAAUUACUAGCUAAACUCCAACAACACCCUCAUCUCCACCUCGGCUGGUGACCCUCAGCACAUACACCCUAAUUUUCAUCUCAUGUGAUGCCUUUUAUACAUACAAGGACAUAAUUGCACCAAAACACACCCAGAAUCCUCCAGGACUCCAUCACGUCUGUGUAGGCCUCAUGUUUACAUAUCCAUCAAUUUCUGAGGACCUGUUUUCCAUUAUGGGCUCUGUGGUGCUUCAGGUUUGCCUGGGAAAGGAUACAUGUGGAACUUCAGAGAUCUUGUUUUAUGCUCAAGACAUUAGUAUUCAGUUAGCACUAUCAGUACGAAUAUUUUUUGUUUUGUGAGAAAGCAAUCACAUUUUCGUAAUACAAUAAUGAUACCGUAUGUUCCUUAAUUUAUUUUGGUGAGCCUGUUACAGUCUGAAAAAUGCAGAAAUGAAUUAUUUUAAAACCAUUGAAAACAAAGGGAUUGUGUUAAAUGCAAUAUUGUUUUAGCUGUUUUAUUAAGUCCUAGAUUCUAGUUUUGACUGUGUGCCAUAUCUGCUUUUAUUUACAAUUUACUGUGUAUUUUUCUGGAAUUUGAAUAUGCCAUUUACAUUUCAUUGACCUUGGUUAUUGUUGUAACUCUCAGCAGGGAGCAUAGUGGCACAGUAGCUAUAUUUACAAAGUUGUAGUUUAGUUAUCAACAGGUUUUGCUGUACAUUUUUACAUAAAAUUUGCCAAAAAAAAAAAAAAAAAGGUUGAGUUAGACCACUGCGUUUUCUUUCUUUUUGAGUACGUGUUACAUGGGCUCUGUAAUUUGUCUACAGGCAAAUCAUGUUUUUAGGUUUUAGUUUUCUGGAGCAUGCUUUACAUCAGACAAACUAUAGAUGACAUAACAUAUUACCAUAAAAGCACACAGACAUAUAUUGUACUUUAGUUCUUACAUAACUAUCCCAUUACCCUGUAGCCUAGUUGGGAAAAAUCCCAGGUGAUCCU